GAGUUCCUCAAUUUUAUCAAAAAACUUGUUCCUUUUACAAAAAGUACCGAUGAUGACUCUACCCAGUCAAAUGGCGUGGAUUCGAAAGGAGGAUUGUGUAAACCUGCACCAAAUUGUAUUGUUCAAAACUUUCAUAAAACCGAAUUAAAAAAAUUGUUUGAACGUUUGGAUGAAUCGAAAAUAUUUCAUAUUUCAAAUGAUUGGACCGAAAAACUUUCAAAUUUUAUAACCAAUGAUUUAGCAAAUGCGUUUAGAUCGACACCCGAGAAAUUAGAACAAUAUGGAAAAGAAGUAACUAACAUUAUUUCAGCAAUCAGUAAUGGAACUUGGUCAAGGGAUAUGCAUUCUAAAGCUAUUGGAGAUAUUAAUACCAAUUUAUCUUUAUAUAUUUCGGACUUUUUUGAUACAUUACAUGGAUGGUCUAGGGAAAAUGUUUUUAGUCAAGGAAAACAUUGUCAUCGAAUUGGAUCUAGGAUUAAACAUUUAAAUGAUAAAAAUAGUCCUUAUCCACCCCAAAGUCCUUGGGGGCCAGAAACUGCAUUGAAAGGAAAAUAUGCGAAAAUUUAUUGGAAGGUCAAAGAUCUUUCAAUUAAACAUCCGUUAACAAUUGAUCCAAAAAACAAAACUCUUUCCUGUGUUGAAAAUUGUGAAGCGUUAAGUGGAGAAAUCUAUCGUUACUUUGCAUUUAUUGAUAAUUAUAAGCGUGCACUUACUGUGAAGGAGGAUGGUACUAUUAACCUGGAAAUUUAUGAUUUUACAAAUUCUGCACAACUUUGGAGAAUUGAAAACUACGGAAUGUACUAUGCGUUAUAUAAUAAACGAUACAAAAAAUAUUUUUCUAUUCAGUCAAAAAAUAGUUUUAUAAUGAAUGAUAAUUGGUCAUCAACGGCCGUUCUUCUUAUUGAAAAUAGAGAAACCGAUACAUAUUCGAUUGGAUAUACAAGAAAUAAUAAAGAUAUUGAAUAUCCUGAUAAAGUAAAAAACCUCACACUUGUAACUGUCCCAUUAGUUACUUGGAAAAACACGGAAAACAAGUUUGCGGGAAUAAUAGAUCAAUCUAACGGUGCUAUAGGAUUCUCGGAUGGCGAAUAUUUCGAAAAUGUUGGGGUUAUACCAAGAUCUGACCAACUUUUUCUGUUCGUUCCUCAUCCAGAUUUUGCAGGAAAGGCUACAAUCGUGGCACACAGUGGCAAAUAUUUACGUUUUGCCCCAGCGACUGAAGGGCCAACUAUAUAUGCCGAUAAUGAUUUGAAAAACACGCAAAAGCUUGCUUUUUCUUUGUUUGGCUACGAACAAAACAUCUGGCCACGGCAAGUUAAUUUAUAUCACGUGUCAGCACAAUACCUGGCAUCGCGAUUUUCACAAGCUUUAAUUGCGGUCACGAAACCUCCUGUUAAAGGAACCCGUGUGCGUAUCUGGAAAGCGGAUCCAUCUGUUAAAAAAAUUGGCGUAAGAGAACUCCAUCUACCUAACCCUGAUAUCACUGUUGGACCAAGCGAUUCAUGGUUUGACGUUCAAGCCAAUUGUCCCCCAAUAUAUCCAGAUCCUCAUGGUAAUUUUUUGCUCGAGUUUGAAGACACACCAUCAACUAUCCCAGAAUCAUUUUCUCAUACGAGAUUUGAUGCCGUUCACUGCUAUGGUGUGUUUAACUUAUUGAUGAGCGAUCUGGAAUAUCUCGAUGGUAGAAUACCAGAACUGAACAAGCCAUGGGGACACAAAAAGUUAACAAUCAUUCCUCAUGCUGGACAAGAUGCCAAUGCUUUUUAUGAUCGCGAAGAUGGAUCACUUAAAUUUUUCUAUAUUAAUCAAGAUAAUGAACCUUUAUAUCUUUGUCGUUCACUCGAUAUUGUUGCACAUGAGGCUGGACACGCAUUUCUAGACAUUCUUCAAGAUAAAUGGUUAGUUGACGGACAAACUGGCGCUUUACAUGAAGCUUUUGGAGAUCUGACUACAAUGUUUACGAUUCUUUCUAUGGAUGAUAUGGUUGAACUUUUAAUCAGUUCCACGAAGUCUGAUCUUCGGUCAGCAAAUAAUUUUGUGGCCGCUGUAGGUGAAGAAUUUGGAGACUUGGUAUAUAAAAAUAAAGGAGAGGGUAUAAGAAAUUUAUCAAACGAUUAUAAAGG
Messenger RNA from Scutellospora calospora, 2123 nucleotides. The record is from the annotation of a GenBank genome assembly. Lineage: Eukaryota; Fungi; Glomeromycota; Glomeromycetes; Diversisporales; Gigasporaceae.